UCUUUUUGUUUCGUUCACAACCCUGGUAAUCGGACCAAUUUCUGAAAACUAUUCGGGAUAACAUUUCGUUAAGAAAUUCGUAGCUACAAAACCACAAUAAGUAUACAGAAUGGUUGUUGGCCUAAAACAAUAGGACUGCGACCUACACACACCUUUGUAUAAACGUCGACCAAAUACUUAAAUAUUUGUCUACUAUAAAACAUCUGAUUUUUAAAACGGAUAUCAGUAUAAAGUGUAUAACUAUUUCCAACAAAAUAAUGAACGGCUUGGCCAAUAGUAAUGAUGACUCCGUAGAGUGUCCAUUGUGUAUGGAACCCUUGGAAGUCGAUGAUCUGACUUUUUUUCCAUGCACUUGUGGAUACCAAAUUUGUCGAUUUUGCUGGCACAGAAUUCGUACCGACGAAAACAAACUAUGCCCAGCAUGUCGGAAAGAAUAUCCAGAAAAUCCAGCUGAUUUUAAACCCCUUACACAAGAAGAAAUGAUUGCCUUUAAGUCCCAGAAGCGGCAGAGGGACCAACAGCGCAAACAAAAGAUAACUGAAAAUCGGAAACACUUAGCAAACGUUCGUGUGGUUCAAAAAAAUUUGGUAUUUGUUGUUGGCUUACCGCCGCGACUUGCAGACGCCGACAUAUUAAAAAAACACGAAUAUUUUGGAAAAUACGGAAAAAUUCAUAAAGUGGUAAUAAACCCAAGUACAACCUACGCUGGAGUACAGGGCCCCUCGGCGUCGGCAUAUGUCACUUACGUACAUAAUCCGGAUGCACUGCGAGCUAUACAAAGUGUAAAUAAUAUAAUGAUAGAUGGGCGGCUAAUCAAAACCAGUCUCGGAACAACAAAAUACUGCAGCCAUUUCAUGAAGAAUCAACAAUGUCCCAAAGGCGACUGUAUGUACUUACAUGAGUUGGGUGACCCGGAAGCUAGUUUUACCAAGGAGGAAAUGCAUCAAGGAAAGCAUCAAGAUUAUGAAAAACGACUACAUGAUGUGUUAAUUGCAACUUCUGGGGUAAACAAUGUGUCUGGAAUUGGGGUAUCUGCCAAUGGUGCAAAUGUAGGUGGAAGCGGAUCUUCAAAAGCAAACGCUUCGGUAGCGAUGUCGUCAUCAUCAUCUUCGACAUCUUCAGUAUCAAUUACAAAUACUUCUACUUCAGCAAAUUCACAGCAAAAAGAGUCGUGGCCGAGCUUGUCAGUUUCACCUAUCAAUAGCAAGGAAACUUUAGGAAGUGCCUCCAAUGGGAAUGGAAAAAGUAGAAAGGAAAAGUCUCGAAAUGAUAAAGGCCGUCAUGAAAAAAACAAAACUAAAAGCAAAACAAAUGCGUACGCCAAUUCUAAUACAUCCAACAAGGAAAACUUUAUUCCUGAUUCCAGGAGUAAUACACACACAACAUCUAUAACAACAGAUUCAACAGAAGACCCAGUUGCCUCUUCAACGAAAAUAGAAUUAGGUUCUGCCAGCAACCGACCAAAAACAGAGCGUAACAAGGAAAAGGGUUCUUCAAACCGUGCCUCUCUUGCAAAAGAGCAAAGCGAAAGUAAGGAAACAGUUCAAAACACUUCGGCUGAAGUCGAAAGGCAGUUGAAAAAUCCUGAUGAUGGUCCCAAUACAAGCAAAGAUAUGGGCACGAUCAAGCUCAAGGAAAGUACCAAAAAGUUUUCAUUACCACACAGGUCGGCAUCUAAUGUACAUCGCUCACUUAGCACUAGCAGUGAAAACAGUGAUGAUCACUUAUCCGAAAGCAGUACAAGUGAAAAGAGUUCGCCUGCAAAUUUGAAGACGCAAUCCAAUGGUUCAACUGAGGAUGUACACAAAGAUAUUGAGAUCGAUAGAAAUAUCGAAUUGGAAAGUGGAUCGGAUGAUGUUUUGUCAACAACAAAAACAGUUAACUUUCAUAAAAUGUGUGAUUCCAAAGUUAAAAACAGAGACGAAAAAAGUCCAGAUGGUACGGAAAUAUUAAAUAUUGGUGAAACUGACAGCACAAAGGAUGUAUCGGAUGCUCUGUUCAAAUUAAACAUGUUUGAUGACAGCAACAGCUUCUUCUCAUCGUCUCCCACAUUGCAGCAGUCACUACUUUUAAGAAACAAAGUAGACGGGGAUGUAAGGCAGCCUCAAGUAAACAGCGUAACAAAUUCACAUUUGCCAGAUUUGCUUAAUGGAAUUGAUGGAUACCAGAAUCCAGCGAACGCAAAUGAAUGGGAGGAAGCCUUUAAGAAUGUAAUGUUGCGCAACAACCGGCAAGUAGAAGAGCAAGUUCUGCAUCAGCAGCAUCUACAAAUGCAACAACAACAUCAUCAUCAACAAGUACUAAAACAGCAGGAAGAAUUUCUUCGCAUUCACGAAUUACAUAAAAGGAGCAAUUUAGCAAAUAAUGCUGGAAUUUCUCAUACCACUCACAAUGAUUUUCCAAGCCAUUAUUAUAGUGCUGAUAAUGAGGCGAAUAGAACCCAAAUUCAUGCAGCAGUGCAUCCACAGCACAUCGUACAGCAACCCGAUGAAAAUCCUAACUAUGUAAAUAAUAUAUUCGGCGGAAAUAUGUCAAAGUUUUUCGACUUUCACAAAAGUCAACAACAAAUACACCAACAGUACAUCAAUGGACAAUCUCUGCUGAGUAAUUCCGAUUCUCAUCGAUUGGCUAUAUUUUUGGAGAAUAACCGUGCUAACCCUGCAGUUUUUGACAAUGGCAUUUUGGCCCAACAAUCGCUGAUGCAGAAACAAAGGCUUAUGGGAAAUUUCGAUAAAACAUCUUCAAACCAACCACAAAACUUACAUUCGCCACAAAAUCGGUUUUCACAAAGCUCUUUAGCGGACGAUGACCUAGGAUUCGACCCGUUUAUUGAAACACAAAAGGGAUUAGCAGAGCUAAUGGAAAAUGAAGUUGUUCAACAGAAUAUUAAUGGAAUUGCUGGACCAAAAUUACAGCAGCAAGCACAAGCUUCCCAUCAGCAACUUCUUGAUAAUAUGCAGCGCGCCCGAAUGCCUCCUCCUGGUUUUAAUCAUAUGAAUACCUUAGGAUUUGAAGGUGCAGCACGAGUACACUCGAGUAAACUUUUUCCUUUUAUUAAUAUGCCAAGCAACUCGGUUGGAAACAACGCUACCCAAGGAGAACAACAACAUCAAAUCCAACUGGCAACUAACUGGAACAAUCAUUUGGCAACAUUGCAUCAACAUCAAGGACAGCCUAUGAGUGACUCCCAUUUGCAGCAUCAAGUCGCCCAAACUAGCAUCCAAAAUAAAGGAUAUAGUAGCAAUGACUGGACUGCAAUGGAUCCAGCUAUUUUGUCUUUUCGGCAGUAUUCAUCUUUUCCGCAUCAAGCUCAAAUGCCACCUCAUCAACAACAACAACAACAAGACCUAUUUAUGCAACAUUUGGCUCAAAAUCACCAGCAAAACGGACAAGGUUUCGGUAAUCAAUCCCAACAAGUGCUUCCGGGUAUGAACGUGCCUAAUAAUAUGAUCAAUGGACAGUCGUCAUCUCAGACACAGGUAAACGCAAAUGUUCAGGGAAUGCUGGAGUUCUUAAAAAACCGCCAAUUUGUUUAAAAAUUAAUGUCUGAAUAUUAUAGAUUGGUUUACCUGUACUACUUAUAAAAUACUUAUUGUAAUACAAACAUAGUGAAAAAAUCGAAUAUAACA
Molecule: messenger RNA, 3629 nt
Organism: Drosophila novamexicana
Lineage: Eukaryota; Metazoa; Arthropoda; Insecta; Diptera; Drosophilidae
Gene: Cnot4
Product: GATA zinc finger domain-containing protein 10
Exons: 17
Coding region: 258-3536 (1092 amino acids)
Biological process (GO): protein ubiquitination
Cellular component (GO): CCR4-NOT complex
Molecular function (GO): ubiquitin-protein transferase activity; RNA binding; metal ion binding
Source: RefSeq, a predicted model, not a curated record